GUUCUGAAGAUAACGUGUCUCCUAGUGCUGACAAACACGAAACCUCUCGGUUACAGACUAAAACCUGCUCUGAGCUUGACACAGACAGGAAAACAUCUGCCACAUUUAAACACAUUUCCGAAAUCUCCAGUAAUGAGGUUGGCCUGCAGGACAGCUCACAGGCAGACAGCAUCCAGGCCAGCCAGGAAAGCCUGUGCUGCAGGAUCGUUACAUCAGCCCCUGAGGAGAGGAAACCCCAAACCUCCAGACGCUUGAUGAAGCUGAGGAGACGGACGACGGCUCUGGUAUCGGAGGAAAAGAAAUCAGUGGAUAACGUGCAUCUAAUCAGCACUGAAGAAACGGUGAGAAAUCAGAUCGCCAGCGCAGAGGAACUGCGGUCACCAGUCUUCAGGAGAAGCAGCGUCUCGAGCGCUGAGGAAGGCGCUCACAGAGCACCCAGACCAGCACUUGUGCAGAGAGAAGGAAACAGCUCCACUCCUCCUGAUGCAGCCUUAGGAACCGUACAAGACGUGAUUGAAUUCGGUGUUCCCCCAGGAGCGCCUGAGCUGUCCCCAAGUGCGCUGAGGGACAGCAGCGGUGUCUGGCAGCCUGAGUCGCCGGGUGCUGUGGCCACAUCUGAUAACUGUGAGCCUGCAUGGCCGUGUUCAGAGAACGGUGACUCUGUUUUGCCUGACACCAGUGGUGAGGGAGGAAAAGCAUCCUCCAGUAUAAUAAAACAAAUGGAUGGUGAGAGCACAUGUGAAGAUCCGGGAGAAUUACAGAGGCUUUUGGAUUUAAUGUCAGAAAAUGAAGCGUUGCCUGCUGACAGAAACACCACUGUAACUGAUGAGAGCAAAAGCCAUGAAGAAAGUCAAGGUGACACUAACAACUUAAAUCCCUUUCCUCCAGAUCCUGCUCUGGGCAGUACUGAAGAAGUGUUGAAGAGUCAACAGCUUGACAUUCAGUCAAGAGUUUCUCAUCCAGAAGAGGUGACAGUUCCCGAAAGUGCACUGAGCUCUUGCACGAUGGUUGAAGGGCUGCUCUUUCCAGUUGAAUACUACGUCAGGACGACGCGACGCAUGUCUAAUUGCCAGAGGAAAGUGGACCUCGACGCUGUAAUUCUCAGCCAGCUGGGCAGAAGCAAGAAAGGUCAGCGGAGUAAGUGCAAGCAGAAAGAUGCAAAUUCAGAUUGGCCCUCCCAGGAAAGAGUUGAAGAUGAUCUGGAGUCAGGGGUCAGGCCGUUACCUUUACCUGGUGCAGAAAAUGAUCCAGCAAAUUCAGGUAGUCCUCUGAAAUCCCUUCCUGCGUCCAGUGGUAGCAGCACUUCACUGGGAUCCAUUUCUCAAAGCAGUAUCACUGGCACAAAGCAAGAUCAGAGGCCAACACAGAGGAAGAAAAAGGGAAGAAGAAAGUCUGCCUGCAAGCCCCCUGUGCAUCAGGGGUCGCAGGAGCUCACAGAGAGUUUGGAUCUCAUAACAGCAAGGGGAAGCAGUAGUCUGCUGUCAAAUCAAUGUCAGAGUGGAGAGGAAAACUGUGAGGCUACUCUCAAAAAACCAUCUUCAGGCGAGACAAGGCUGUCUGCUGCUGCAGCUCCUGCGGCUGGAGAGACAGAGGCGACAGGGGCUGUACAGCCCACAAGUGCUGGCCCUCCUGGAGGAAGCCACGUGCUCGGCAAAUGCCGUAAGACUCUGUUAGAACAGGUUCAAAAUCCACGUCAGAACGGCGACUCUCUGCACCCAGGGAAUGAAACUCUUGCCAGCCAUAUGGGAGAACUGGAAGCCAAUGUAACUGCGUGUCGGGCUGAUGAAGGUCCAGUGGAGCACGUGAAGGAGCAGCACAUGCAAGGAGCCUGCAGCGCUGAGCAGCUCCUAGCGAUUCCUGUCCCCCCGCGCCGCUCCCUGCGAUCCUCUGUGAGACAGAGAGGCAGCCAAGUCUCAAAAGAUGAGAGCAGAAGAGGACGUAGCUACCCAACAGGCUCAGAGGGCCUUGCUUCUCCUGGGCUCCCUGCUAUGGACCCCGAUACCUGCGGCUCUCUCUUCUCCUUCCGCAGUCUGCAGUGGUUGGCCCCCACGCUGGGUAUCACAGACUUUCACUUACCGGAUGAGGAAUUUGGACUACUAAAACUGGAGAAGUUAGAAUCUUCCCCUGUGAAUGACUUGGAGGAUUUUGUUCCUAGUGUGUGUGGAGAUGGUGUGGCUUCGGAGGACACACAGGAUGCACAGAUGAAUCCAGAAGAAAGUCUCAAAAGUGAUUUGAUUUCACCUUUCAAGAAUGGAUUGCCUCAGUUACCUCCCUUAGAAAGCCCAGCUUCCAAGAAGGAACUUUCCACCCAUGAGUUGCUGUUUACUCCCAUGGGGACCAUCUUAGCUGGGGCUCCCACGCAGCCCGAGUCUCAGAUUUCCUCAUCUGUUUUCCCCGUGGUGGGUGCAACCCCGGCUGUUUUACCAUCAGUAUCCAGCAAGAUCUUCCCCAGUACACCUGCUGCAGCUCCCUGGCAAGCGAGCCCACCUGCCUCCAAAGGAGCGUCUGCCCGGGGCGAGGAUGAUGGGGAGUGCAAAGACUCUGCCAUUCCACUGCCCUUGGACAGCUGUGGUGCAGGAUCUGCUGGAAAAGAGGAGCAGCAAGGUACAACAUUUCCUUUAGCAGCUGAAAGAGGUCCUUACAAUAGAUCUGAUGAGGCUGUGGCCAUGAAGAAGCAUCAGCAGCCAGAGAGCAAACAGCAGAGACCCUGCAGAGCUUCUCCCGGACAGAAAGAAGAUGUAGCAGAACAGUUGACUCCAGUAGUGCUUGAUGGCCUGAGAGAGGAGAGCCUGGAGCUUGUGUCAAGGCUAAAGGACUCUUCAAGCUCCUGCGCCGUGGAUGUGAGCACCGUGUGGUGGGAAGCAGCUGGCUGCAGGGAGCUGUGCGUGGUGACAGCCUGUGAGAGUUCUGUCUCCCUCUGGAAACCUCUGCCCAACGACUGCUGGGGAAAGGCCCAUACCUGGCAGCUUGGAGAGAUUCCUGUAAUACAGAUCGUUCCUCUGCCGGACACCUGUAAUCUCGUGUGUGUAGCGCUGGGAGAUUUGGAGAUUGGAGAAAUAAGGCUCUUGCUUUAUUCUUCGGAGGAUGACUCAUGCAAGCAAUCACUAGUAAAAACUGGAAACAUAAAAGCUGUUCUUGGGCUGAGGGACAGGAGGUUGGUCAGCAGCAGCAGGACUGUGCAAGAGCAGCAAGUGGAAAUAGCAUUGAUUUCAGAGGCAGGAAGGAGCAAGGACGGACAGACUUUGAUGCCCCCUGAAGAAACUGUUUUAGCUUUUGCUGAAGUAGAAGGAAUGAGAGACGCCUUGGUCGGCACCACCGCGGUGAACAGCGUUGUUGUUUGGAAUCUGAGAACGGGCCAGCUCCUGAAGAAGAUGCCUGUUGGUUAUUCCUACCCAGCUUCAAUCUGCCACCGAGCAUAUUCUGACUCUGGCCUCCUGUUUGUUGUAUUAAGCCACCCACACGCCAAAGAGAGCGAGCCCUGUGGAAACCCCGCGUUCCGCGUGGUCGCGUUCAACCCCAAAACAGCCAGGAGCACGGGGGUGAUGUUCUCCUCCCUGCCCCCCGGGCACUCUGGAAGGUACCUGGAGGGGGACGUGCAGGACACCUCUGCCGCAGCCGUGCUGACC
Mesitornis unicolor (brown roatelo) is the source of this 3626-nucleotide messenger RNA. It is a transcript of the gene PALB2, whose product is annotated as partner and localizer of BRCA2. Gene Ontology annotation, cellular component: nucleoplasm. Gene Ontology annotation, molecular function: protein binding; DNA binding. The annotation marks the transcript as partial. Gene Ontology annotation, biological process: double-strand break repair via homologous recombination. The record is from RefSeq and is a predicted model, not a curated record. NCBI's taxonomy places the organism in Eukaryota, Metazoa, Chordata, Aves, Mesitornithiformes, Mesitornithidae. The transcript is spliced from 10 exons.